AUGAUGAAAGAUGUUUUAAAAGAUAAUUCUACGGUUGAUUCAGAUGGCAAUGUUAUUGAACCUGAAUUACAUUUAAUGUUUACUUUAAAACCCGGCAUGGAUGCGAGACGUUAUAAUUUUCAGAGAAUUAAUGAAGUUGCUGCAGUCGUUUUUUCAACUACGGCAGAUGGUGGAAUUCCCGAAUCAUAUGUUACUGUUCAAAAUAAAACAGAUAAGUCAUUUCAAACUUUAAGUAGUCUUGAUCCUAAUUCGGAGCCUUGGGUCUAUCCUCUUUUUUAUCCACAUGGAAAUCAAGGAUGGCACAUAUCUAUACCCUAUAGAUACAAAACCGGAAGAUGUGUGACUCGCGCGGAUUAUUAUAAGUAUCAAUUAGCGAUUCGAGACGAUUUCAAUAUCUUUCUUAUGGGCCGUCGCUUAACACAACAAUGGGUAGUCGAUGGGUAUGUUAAAGUUGAAUCAGACAGAUUAAAAUAUUUGAAAAAACAACAGCCGAAACUGCGAGCAGAGUCUUAUCAAGGUUUAAUAGAUCAUUUACGAUCGCAAAAUGCUGUUAAUAACACAAAUUCCAAUAUUGGAAAAGUUAUUAUUUUACCCUCAACUUUUCAUGGCUCACCAAGAAAUAUGAUGCAACAUUAUCAAGAUGCGAUGUCUAUUGUUCGUAAAUUUGGAAAACCUGAUUUAUUUCUUACUAUGACGUGCAAUCCAAAGUGGCGUGAAAUUUCCGAAAACUUAUUGCCAGGACAAACUGCAUCUGAUAGGCCCGAUUUAGUUGCACGUGUCUUUAAUAUUAAAAAAAAUGCUUUAAUUGAUACAAUUGUAAAAAAGCAACUUUUUGGAGAAGUUGCAGCUUACAUUUGGGUCAUAGAAUUUCAAAAACGUGGUUUACCUCAUUUACACAUGUUAAUGACAUUGAAAAGUAAUUCUAAGAUAACUAGACCUGAACAGGUUGAUAGAUUAAUCGCUGCAGAAAUUUCAGACCCUGUUAUUGAUCCAACUUUAUUUGAUAUUGUUAAAAAAAAUAUGUUACAUAGUCCGUGCGGAGAUUGGUGUUUAAUCGAUGGCAUUUGUUCGAAGAAAUAUCCCAAAUCUUUUCGAAAUGAGACUACGAUGGAUGCAGAUGGUUAUCCUUAUUAUCGCCGCCGAGACAAAGGAAUCAGGUUUACACGAAAUAGCAGUGUAUUUGAUAAUCGUCAUGUUGUACCAUACAAUCCUGAAUUAUUGAAAGCUUUCAAUCGUCAUAUUAACGUAGAAGUUGUAUGCUCAAUUACAGUAGUUAAAUAUUUAUUUAAAUAUGUUUAUAAAGGCCAUGAUAAAGCAGUAAUAAUAGUAAACGGAAGCAUACCAAAUACUACAGAAGAAGCUCAUGCGUCCCAUGAUUCUCGUGAUGACCCUGAUAAUUUCAAUACCGUUAACGAUUAUGAUGAAAUACGUAAUUUUGUUGAUGCUCGUUACGUUGGGCCUGUAGAAGCUGUUUGGAGUAUUAUAUCAAAAGAUCUUCAAGACAAAAGUCAUUCUAUAAUUCGGUUACCAGUACAUUUACCAAAUGAACAAAGUAUUACUAUUAAUGAUAAUUGUACUAAAGAAGAACUUCAAGAGGCUUUAGAGAAAAAAUCCAUGUUAAUUGAUUUUUUUAAAUUAAAUGAACGUGAUCCAAAUGCGCGCCAAUAUGUUUAUGGUGAUAUUCCAAAUCAUUAUGUUUUUAAAAAAGACGAUAAGACUAAAAUUGCAAGUUGGCAACCACGAAAAAAACAUCAUAACGUUAUUGGACGAAUGUAUUCAAUUAGUCCUGCUCAAGUUGAAUUAUUUCAUCUAAGAUUAUUAUUGGUUCACAUCAAAGGCGCAAAAAGUUUUAAAGAACUAAGAACAGUAAAUGGAACUCUUUAUGAUUCUUUUACAUCUACAUGUUUAGCAGCUGGUCUGAUAGAAGACGGUCAAGAGUGGAGAAGAACAUUAAAUGAAGCAAUAAUAUGGAUGAUGCCACGGUAA
Molecule: messenger RNA, 1986 nt
Organism: Cotesia glomerata
Lineage: Eukaryota; Metazoa; Arthropoda; Insecta; Hymenoptera; Braconidae
Exons: 1
Coding region: 1-1986 (661 amino acids)
Source: RefSeq, a predicted model, not a curated record